This is a messenger RNA of Penicillium concentricum, 600 nucleotides long. RefSeq lists its product as uncharacterized. Lineage: Eukaryota; Fungi; Ascomycota; Eurotiomycetes; Eurotiales; Aspergillaceae. The transcript has a single exon. Bases 1 to 600 code for a protein of 199 amino acids. The record is from RefSeq and is a predicted model, not a curated record.
AUGUCGCAAUCACAAUUUAAAUUCGCCAACUCAGAUGUCAAAGUGCCAAGCGAUGCCACGGGCACUCCUCCAGCAGAGUUUAUCAUCAAGGCACCAGCUUCCACAGAUGUAUGGGCCAAGCCGCCUUCGACCUUUCGCUUCUCAGCCCCUAUCUUGUACAAGUCUAUCCCGCUGAAGUCAUUCAAACGGAUCCGUGUCGCCUUUAAUGGCCUCUGGGAGAAGAACUAUGACCAGGGUGGCGUGAUCCUUGUCCUGAAUACCGCCGAUGGUGGCCAGAAGUGGGUGAAAAGCGGCAUUGAACUCACCCACGGCAGACCCCACCUCAGUGUCGUCGCCAAAGACAACUGGGCAGACUGGAGCUUGCUUCCUGUACCCUCAGGUGGUGGUGCAGCAACUCUCGAAUUGGUCAAGGAAAAGGACAACAGUUUGUGGAUCUAUCUUGUUGAGGGUCUGCAGAAGUCUCCUAUCCGGGAGGUCACUUGGGUCUUUGAGGAGGAGAAUGUGAAGGACUUGUGGGUUGGUCUCUAUGCUGCCCGGCCAUCAAGUGAGGGUGGAGAGUUGCCUGUCCAUUUUGGUGCUUUGAUUAUAGACCAGGAAUAG